Molecule: messenger RNA, 575 nt
Organism: Aegilops tauschii subsp. strangulata
Lineage: Eukaryota; Viridiplantae; Streptophyta; Magnoliopsida; Poales; Poaceae
Product: cytochrome b-c1 complex subunit 8-1, mitochondrial
Biological process (GO): mitochondrial electron transport, ubiquinol to cytochrome c
Cellular component (GO): respiratory chain complex III
Source: RefSeq, a predicted model, not a curated record
UACCGAACCCUAAGCCGUGGAACGAACGACCCAGAAGCCACCCACCACCCACCCCAUCCCUGAGUUUGAUCGGAGCCGGAGGAGAGCAUCCACACCGAGGAAGAAGGAGAAGCGGCGAGGCGAGGCGAAAGAUGGGGAAGAUGCCGGUGCGGAUGAAGGCGGUGGUGUACGCGCUGUCGCCGUUCCAGCAGCAGGUGAUGCCGGGCCUGUGGAAGGACAUCACCACCAAGAUCCACCACAAGGUCUCCGAGAACUGGAUCUCCGCCACGCUCCUCAUCACCCCCGUCGUCGGCACCUACCAGUAUGCGAUGUGGUACAAGGAGCAGGAGAAGCUGUCCCACAGAUACUAAAGGUGGAGCUUUCUCCAAUAUCGCAGCAGUUGGAAUUUCCAUGUUCUAUAAUCCACCAAGAGUGAUUUAACAUUUUCGGAAUCACUUCUAGUUGUACUCUUUUGCUCUUUCCGUUGCAUAUGCAAUGAUGCAGUAAGUGUGACUUGCAAACCUAUUUUGAGGCCUCAAAUGUUGAGUUGUCCAUCACUGGAGUGAUUUUGUGCAAUAAAGCAAAUUAACCAGUCA